Rubroshorea leprosula is the source of this 1642-nucleotide messenger RNA. The record is from the annotation of a GenBank genome assembly. NCBI's taxonomy places the organism in Eukaryota, Viridiplantae, Streptophyta, Magnoliopsida, Malvales, Dipterocarpaceae.
ACAUAUACAGAUAUCAGAUCUUUCUUCCUCUAACGGCCUUCGAUUAUCCCAAAGGACAGUCAACCACCUACAUAUACACAUAUCAGAUAAUUUUUUCUCAUUCUCCAUAAUCAGCAGCUCGCAUGGAUUCUCAAGCAACCCAUUCAAGCCCCACCAUACUUCACAAACUCAAAAACAACUUGGCUUUCCGAUCAAAAUGGGCAGAAGUCAACGGCGCCAUGGGAGACUUGGGCACUUACAUUCCUAUAGUCUUGGCCUUGACCCUUGCCAAGGACCUUGAUCUUGGCACAACCUUGAUUUUCACCGGUAUCUACAAUAUUGUUACUGGUGCCUUGUACGGUGUCCCAAUGCCCGUUCAACCCAUGAAAUCGAUUUCGGCCGUUGCAAUAUCAAGUGGGUCGGAUUUUGGUAUCCCUGAAAUCAUGGCUGCCGGGAUUUGCACCGGAGGGAUUCUUUUGAUUCUGGGUGGAACAGGCUUGAUGCAGCUGGUAUACAGGCUUAUUCCACUGUCUAUUGUCAGGGGAAUUCAGCUGUCUCAAGGCUUAUCUUUUGCCAUGAGUGCUGUUACGUACAUAAGAAAAGUGCAGGAUUUCUCCAAGUCAAAGUCCAGUGGGGAUAGACAUUGGUUAGGAUUGGAUGGAUUGAUUUUGGCCAUUUUCUGUGCUUGUUUUAUAAUCCUUGUUAAUGGUGCAGGGGAAGAAACAGCGGAGGAGGAGGAUGCUGGGGGAGAAGAAAGACUCAGGAAAAAGAGGAGAUUCAGGAAAAUCAUUUUCACUCUUCCUUCAGCUUUCUUCAUAUUCUUAUUGGGUGUGAUUUUGGCAUUCAUAAGGAGGCCAAAUCUUGUGAAAGAUAUUAAAUUUGGACCAUCUUCUAUACAUAUUGUAAAAAUUAGCAAGCAUGCUUGGAAAGAAGGAUUCAUCAAGGGUACAAUCCCCCAACUUCCUUUAUCAAUUCUCAACUCUGUAAUUGCAGUUUGCAAUUUGUCAUCUGAUCUUUUUCCGGGCAAGGACUUCUCUGCGACAUCAGUUUCAGUUACAGUUGGAUUGAUGAACUUGGUGGGGUGCUGGUUUGGUGCCAUGCCAUGUUGCCACGGUGCAGGUGGGUUAGCUGGGCAGUACAAGUUUGGGGGAAGGAGUGGUGGCUGUGUGGCCAUUCUUGGUGCAGCCAAGGUGGUGGUGGGUUUGGUGCUGGGGAGUUCUUUGGUGGUGAUUUUGGAUCAGUUUCCAGUUGGGGUUUUGGGGGUUUUGCUCUUGUUUGCUGGUAUUGAGCUAGCAAUGGCGGCAAGGGAUAUGAACUCGAAGCAGGAAGCCUUCGUGAUGCUUGUAUGCGCAGCUGUCUCUCUUGUGGGCUCAAGUGCAGCACUUGGAUUUGUUUGUGGGAUAGUUCUUCUAAAAAAUCUGCUUUCACCAUUUCCCUUCCCUCCCUUCCCUCCCCUCCCCUCCCCUCCGCAAUGCUCUACUUUCUUUAAACCAAACAAGCUUUAAUGUUUUAUUUAAUUUAUAUUUAUGCAAAAAUUACUCAAACAGUUUAUAUGAUUUUCUUUGCCCAUAUUCAUCCCUACUCAUCUGAGGUUCAAUAUUGAGACCUACAACGUAAAAGUCUCUAGGUCAAGAUAUCAUUCAAAUAAUAACAUUAUCUUUCA